Dromiciops gliroides (monito del monte) is the source of this 450-nucleotide messenger RNA. RefSeq names its product protein mago nashi homolog. The record is from RefSeq and is a predicted model, not a curated record. Gene Ontology annotation, cellular component: exon-exon junction complex; catalytic step 2 spliceosome; nucleus. The transcript has a single exon. Lineage: Eukaryota; Metazoa; Chordata; Mammalia; Microbiotheria; Microbiotheriidae. The coding region runs from base 10 to 450 and encodes 146 amino acids. Gene Ontology annotation, biological process: RNA splicing.
GUCUCGGCCAUGGCCAGCGACUUCUACCUGCGCUACUAUGUGGGCCACAAGGGCAAGUUCGGCCACGAGUUCCUCGAGUUCGAGUUUCGGCCGGAUGGAAAACUGCGGUACGCCAACAACAGCAAUUACAAAAAUGACGUCAUGAUCAGAAAAGAGGUUUACGUCCAUAAGAGUGUGAUGGAGGAAUUGAAGAGAAUCAUUGACGACAGUGAGAUUACAAAAGAAGAUGAUGCUUUGUGGCCUCCGCCUGACAGGGUGGGACGGCAGGAACUUGAAAUUGUGAUUGGAGAUGAACACAUUUCUUUUACUACAUCCAAAAUCGGCUCCCUUAUUGAUGUGAACCAGUCCAAGGAUCCCGAAGGUUUUCGAGUCUUUUAUUACCUGGUCCAGGACCUGAAGUGUUUAGUCUUCAGUCUUAUCGGUUUGCAUUUCAAGAUCAAGCCCAUCUAG